Scatophagus argus is the source of this 9379-nucleotide messenger RNA. It is a transcript of the gene kank4, whose product is annotated as KN motif and ankyrin repeat domains 4. Gene Ontology annotation, biological process: negative regulation of actin filament polymerization. The coding region runs from base 1171 to 5835 and encodes 1554 amino acids. Gene Ontology annotation, molecular function: protein binding. The record is from RefSeq and is a predicted model, not a curated record. Gene Ontology annotation, cellular component: cytoplasm; cytoskeleton. NCBI's taxonomy places the organism in Eukaryota, Metazoa, Chordata, Actinopteri, Scatophagidae. The transcript is spliced from 10 exons.
AAAUUCAUUGCAGAAAAAUGAAUGCGUUUUGGACUGAUUGAGUAGUUAAACUAUAUUAAGACACAAUUGUGUGACAUAACUAGUCUAUCAGAAUCAGUCAAUUUGGUGAAGUGGGCUGAUUUGAAUGUCAGGACUCAGUCAAGCACCACACGGCUUCUUCUGAGUAUUUUCCUGUGACUCUCUUGUUCUGUAGCUCCUACAACACAUUUAGCAUAGAACCCUCUAAACAACGUUGGUUUUAAAAUCCAUGUGUUUAACUUGCUGAGUGAUGCGAAAAACUCAUUAGAUUAUAAUAAGCACUUCUGAGAUUUGCCCUUUCAUGCAUUUUUCUGGAACAACUGUGGCAAAACGCACUUUUGCAGGACCGGCCAUCAGAUCUACUUCUAUCUUCGUCUGGCCCCUGCAGAUUCAGAAGUUGCUGACACGGUGCCAUUAUCUCCCUGUUCUCCCCGGUAACUAAAAUCCACAGACAGCUCUCCAUGUCGGCCAAUCAGAUAACAGAUAGCCCCUGAUUUCGAGUCAGGGCUGCACGCCUUUCAUCCUGCUGCUAGAAAGCAUUUUGCCAGGCAGAUAGGAUCCCACAGAGCGUUUACUGUAUGCAACAUUUAAAGAAUGGGCAUCAUGACAAAGCAUGGGAAGGAGAAACAGAGGGAUGAUCUUGUGCUUGAUUUUAAGGAUGAAGAAAUGAAGGAAGAGAGGGGGAAUAGAGUGAGUUGGGGGGAUGAAUAGAUAAAAGCGAGGAUGUUGGAAGACAAAUAAAAAGCAAGUACUGAGUAGGACUGAAGGAGGGAGGGAUUACGGGGGAGAAGGGAGACAGAAACCUUCUUUCAGGUCACCUCUCAUGUCAGCUAUAGGGAGGCCUGGUAGAGAGACAUUAAAGGAAUGAAUGAGUAAGAAAAAGAGAGAGAGAAUGUCAGCAAAGCAUUCCAGCUGCCACGUUUUCCUCACUAUCUAUCUUUCUGCCUGUAUGUCUGCCUCCCAAUCAGAUAUUUCUAUCAGUCAGCAGUGGGUUCCUGAAACACUGAGGCACCUCUUUUUCCAUCCAGCAAAUCAGAUGCAGAAAGAUGGAGGGAGAAAGAAAGAAAGAUUGAGGAGGCAGCAGUGAUCGGCGAGAGGCUGCCAGCUCCAACUGUAGAAAGCACAAGUCGAUGACUGAGAACUCCGCCUCCCAUGAUGGACAAGAAAAGUGCCAACGGCUUUCAGACCAAGGCCAGUGAGGGUGGUGUUCAGAGGAAGCAGCUGCCCUACUCAGUGGAAACUCCCUAUGGCUUUCACCUGGACCUUGACUUCCUCAAGUAUGUUGAUGAUAUUGAAAAGGGCAAUACCAUCAAAAGGGUCCACAUUCAGCGCAGGGUCAAGGGCCCACCCAAAUUCAGCACUCUGCCCAGAAAUUUCAGCCUUCCUGGGCAUGGAGUCAGGCCUGUUCCUAAGGACAAGGACAGCACAUGGUCUGGGACAUCCACCCUGGGGCCCAAGCCUAAAUCACGGGUGACAGAGGUUCAGCAGAUCUUUGACUUCAGGGCAAAUGAAGGGGGAACUUCAAGCCAGAGCACCACCAGAGGAGCAGCAAGUCUGGGAACUGGCUACAUUUGUGCAAAGCCUAGAGAUGAAGUUGGACCCGGGGCUCUGCAUGGUGAGGAGAAAACUGUAGGGAUUCAAAGUCGACCAAACCUUCUCCGAGCAUCCAGCAUGCCCAUUACCCUACAGCAGAGGAAAGGUUCUGAUUCAAGCAGUCCAGACCGUAAUGUGGGAACACCAGAGAGUGGGUCGACAGAAAACAUGUUCCGCGCUUCACCGGACAUAACAGAGAGACGAUGUGUUCCCCAGGAUCGGACAGGGCUUCACCAACAGAUAACAGUGGCACUGAAACGUGUCAGAGAGCUGGAAGAGCAGGUCAAAACCAUUCCAGAAUUAAAAGCUCAGAUCUGCUCACUAAAGGAGGAGAGGGAGCAGCUACUGCUCCAGCUCCAAGCCCAGGUUUCCACAUCAUCCUCUACUAUAGCCCCAGGUUCUCAUUCUGGGACAUACAGUCAGCUACAAGGACACAGACCUUCAGAAGGACUCAACUUAGCUCUGAUGACUCAACCCACUGGAGGUUUAGAAGAGUCAGAGAGUAUGCCAGCAACGAUGGCAGCAGAAAAAGAGAAAGAAGGUGUGAUAGAGAAAAGCAGAGUGUUACAAAAAGAGAGGGAAAUAAAUCAGGAAUCUGUCAAGAGGUCCUCAGCAGGUAAAGAAGCAGGUGGGUUGUCAGAGCAACAAUCACACAGACAAACACAGCUGUCAGAAAAAUCAGAUAAACAAAAAGAGACAUUAGACAGUCCUUUGGAGCAUGCAGCCCAAAAGCUAUCUCCAAACAUUGCGGGAAAAGAAUUAACAUCACUUAUGGUGGCUAUAAAAGAUGCUAGCAGUAUUCAAGGUGUUAAUGCAGGAACAGAAACAAAUCUUGUGGACCAAGAGAGUAUGCAAAAGCUCCAGGAGAAGCUUAUUACACUAGAGACUAAACUUAGUCAAGCUAGUCAAGAGCUGGAUAGAACUAAUACUCUUUUGAAAGAACAAUUAGAGGAGAACAAGGUGAAAGAGGACAGAAUAAUGCAACUGAGUGAGGGAAUGAGAGUGGAGGUGUGUGAUACAGAAGCACUCAACAGGCCAAGAAGAGAGAGCAUUGACACAGGGACAGAGACAGAGAGGGUAGAUUUUACCAACCAAGAGACAGAGACAGAAUUACCUGGUACAAUAGAUAAGGGAACAGAUACAGAUAGAAUCUGUAUUGAAGUGUGUGUACCCAAGGCAAGGACUGAAGGUAUAGAUCAAGGAACGGACAGUAACAAAGAUGACACACAUAAACAGGUGACAGACAUGGAUGCAGAAGUAGCUGCUAUGAGCCCACCAAGACCCAGAGCCAACAGUAUGGAACGGGGCACCAUCACUGAGAGAAUUACUACUCAGGAUCAGAUGACCGAGACGCCUGUAGCAGAUAGGGUAAACCAAGUCACAGAAACAGAGGGAGAGACAGUAACAGAUCAUCCACAGAGGCCGAGGGCAAGCAGUGUACACCGGGAGACAGAGACAGAGAGAGUGGACACUGUAGACAGGGUGACAGAGACAGAGGAAGCACAGAGGACAGACCAGCAAACUGAAACUGAGAUAAACAGACGUCUGGAUAACAAUCCAGCCCGAGGUGAAGAAGCAGAGAGUCAAGUGAUAGUAAGUGCAAGCUAUGAAAGAACAGAAGAUGUGGGUGUUGUGGUCAGUGAAAGAGUGGAAGAUAAGGAACCAAGAGAAAGAAUCCAAAGAGACAGUGAAGACAGUGAAAGCAUGAUUGUGGAAGUUGUCACUGAGACUAUAGAUUCAGAUAUCAUAAGCCAGGAUGAAAGCCGCACCAGACCUGCAGCAGGGGAAAAUGAAAGAUCUAAGACUGAAAUGGUAAUGGAAAAGAAAGACUCAGAAACUAAAGAAAUUUUACUCCCAAAGACUGAAGUAACAGGAACUGUUGAAACACAACAGAUUGCACUGGAGGCUGUAGAGAAGAAACAAACUCUAGAAGAUGCAACAAUCAAAGAAACUGUAGUAACUGACACAGUUGUAGUAACUGACACAGUUGUAGUAACUGACACAGUUGUAGUAACGGCAGAGAAUGAAGCUGUUAAAACAGUCGCUCCUGUACGACCUCAGAGAGGCCGAAAGCUCUCACCAGAGCAGGCACAGCCAUCACCUCCUCAACUGCAGGCUGCACCUGUGCGACCACGUAGGGGAUCCAGUGAAAGCCAAGCCCAGCAGUCCCAGCCCCAGACAAAAACCCAGCCCCCGGUGCAGGACCAGGCUCCAGGCAAGCUUGAGGUCCAAACCCCAAAAAAGACCUCUGAACCACAGAAAAAACAUCCUGCCACAUCUCCAUCUCAGGUUGAGGACAACACCCUCACAAAGAAGCAUCCUGGGGAGUCUAGUGAGAAACAAUUUCAGUCACAGCCUCAGACUCAGGGCCCAUCUCCAAGCUCCAGUGAAAUCCAAACUCGGCCCAAAUCAAUUCAAGCCCAGUCUCAGUCUCAAACCGCUGUAUCUCGACGGGACUCCAAAGAGCUUAAAGCACCCCAGAAGGGAUCCAGUGUAACACAACCUCUUACUCGUGGAUCAGGAGAACUCCAGGCCCGCACAACUCGCCAGGGGUCAUGUGACACCCAGCCUCAGUCUCAGGGCUCUCGUAGAAGCUCCAGUGAGACUAAACCUCCUCACAAAGAUGGCAGCGAGACGCAGUCUCUGCGAAGAGGCUCCAGUGAAACAGCUCAGCGUCGUGGAUCAAGUGAAGCCCUAGCCUCACGUCGGGACACUGGCGAAGCCCAGCCCCCUCGCAGAGGCUCCAGCGAGUCACCAACAUCACCUGCGGCAUUGGGCCAAGUCGUAACUCGGUUAACAGGCCUUCUGGGCGAGCAGUGGGCACAGCUGGGGAGCAGCUCUGGAACUCCACAGACGGCCAGCCAGCAGGAGAGCCCCAGUACACAGAAACAGACGGCAUGGAAAAGAACAGAGGCUGGCAAAGGAGCAUCAGCCAAGGCUGCGGGGAAAGCGGUCCCUGUGGCAACAACAGGGAAACCAGCAGGGAAGCCUGGUCCGUCCAAAAUGAGCUCUAUUCAAAGUCAACUGGUCAGCUCCCUCAGUGUCCUCUCUGCCUUUUACUCACCAGGCCAGAAAGCUGCUGCUGCUGGCAAACAGCAAGAACAAGGUCUCAAAUCUAUUAUGAAGAAAAAUGGUGCUGCUGACAAGCAGGGGAACAAGGGAGCCAAGAAAAACCUGAAGUUUGUUGGGGUGAAUGGAGGCUAUGAGACGACAUCCAGCGAAGAGUCCAGCGGAGAUGAGAAGCCGAAAGUGAACGAGGAGGAGGAAGACAGCUCAGAGCCAGAGGUAGAGAAGGAAAAGGAGACGGAGCCUCAGCCAGAGGAGGAACCCAAGGAGGGUGCAGAGACCCAGCAGAAAGACGCAGAGGUCUCAGGCGAGGGUGCUGUGGCUGCAGAGAAGGAGGCUGAGAGAGGCCUGUUGGAUCCCGAGGACCACCUGGAGCUCCUGGAAGAAGGGGAGAAAGUUGACAAAAGGUUUAUAGACGCCUGCCUCUAUGUAAAAGACCGCAUGGAAGAGGUUUCAUCCCCAGACAAAGAAAUGCGUCAGGUUUUAGUGGUGCUUUACCAGGAGUGGUUCAGGAUCUCCAGUCAGAAAGACUCGCAGGCUGAUACAGUCAGACAAUACCUGCGACAAGUGGGCUUGACCACGCCCACUCUCCUGCCGUAUGUAGUGAACUUGACAGACGGUAAUGGGAAUAUGGCCCUCCACUACAGUGUGUCACAUUCAAACUUCCCCGUGGUCAGACUGCUGCUGGAUACUGGUCUCUGUGAGACAGACAACGUGAACAAGGCAGGUUACACCCCAGUGAUGCUCGCUGCACUGACAGCUGCUGAGAGCCCUGAUGAUCUGGAGGUGGCACAACAACUGCUGAAACUGGGUGACGUCAAUGCAUGCUCCAGACAGGCGGGCCAGACGGCACUCAUGCUUGCGGUGAGCCAUGGCCGUGUUGCCAUGGUGAAGCUGCUCCUGAGCUGCUGCGCGGAUGUAAAUGCCCAGGACUGCGAGGGCUCCACGGCCCUGAUGUGCGCCAGCGAACAUGGACACACACACAUCGUUCGUCUGUUGCUGGAGACUGGUCGCUGUGACCUCAGCCUCACAGAUAAGAAUGGACACACAGCACAGUUGGUGGCAGAGGCAGCCUCCCACCAAGACAUAGUUGACCUUCUGAAGGCCCACGCUGAGACCCGAACCUCUGAACCAUCUUCUACCACAGACCUCCUCUGAGCCAGGCCGACCCUGUUUACUUCUCCAGACCACUCCAAGUGGCCGUGUCCCAAUCCUUCAAAUUGCAAGACCUUCUGCCCAUUGACAAAGAGGGAACAAGGUGAAGCACCACACCAGACCCUGUAUGACCAGCGGGAAAAGAGGAUAAGCUCUGUUUACUGUGGAACUACAUUUAAACCUCUAAGACUGGAGUGUCCAGCAACGUACGCCCACAUUUUUCUUCCAUAUUUUUGCCAACAUGCCCUGUGGCUGUUUAUGGAUAUGCUGCAUCAACCACUCAGUGGACAGAAAACAAAGGGCGCUGGUCGGAUUGAUGAUAAGACAUUGCCAUAGCGACAAGUGUAAUUGACAGGAUAUUACUUAGGCAACGGAGUGAGAAUAUAAAGAGAGAUCAGGGAUUGAUGGACUGGCAAGUGGAUGAAGAGAAACUGAUGAAGUGCUGCUUCUUAUCAUCAACUAGCUCUUCAAGCAAAAUACUAAGCACAUGAUCUACCUUUCAAAUAUAUGAUAAUAAAUAUGACAUAAUUUCUAUUUUUUUCCUUUUAUGGCAUUGACAUCGUUCUAUUCAGAUUUGGACAUAAGCCAUUACUGAGAACAUAGUAUAUGUAGAAUGUUAUUCUAACAGAUUAUAAUCAUAUAUAAACACAGAAACUGUAUUUUCUACUGCACUUUUUUAUUGUGUUUGUGUACAGUAAAUAGUUUUCUCUAAUAUUGAUGUCCAGAAGAACCUAUAUAUCUCCAUCAGACAAUUAAAUAAAAAAAACAAACAAACAAACAAAAAAAGACUUCUGGUCAAAUUUCCCAUAAUUCAUUGGAUAUUUGAAAUUGUUUAUUGUAACACUUUUUGCCAUAGUAAUGAUGUUUUUCAUCUGUGAAUUACUGAGAAACAAAAGGUUUAGCUGGAGAUGAAAUGUUUCUGUUGGACACAAAGAAAGUGGCUUUUAUAAACCACAAUAUAACCAGAUUAAAAGAAAGAUGAAGGUCUUCUAAUAAGAAGAUUGUAUCAUUCAGAAAGUGCUGCAUGCCAAUACAUAGUUACUCCCCCUACUGGCUGUCUACUAGUACUAAACAACAGUAUGUUGUAAUACUGUCUGUCCUAGCAUCUCUCUUUGUUCAUCCCUCAAAUAUAAUGUAUGUCUUGUUCGCCUGCUCGUCUCAGAAUCAAGUCAUGUAUGCAACUGCUACAAAAUGCACAAUGAAUGUCAGGCUGGCUGUGAUACAUUCCAAGAAAUAGAUGUAGCAAAUCCAACUAUACUGGCAUGGAUCACGGGACUAACUGAGACAGAGGCUGUCGGUGCUUACGGCAGACACAGGAAUGAGUCUGGACAUUUUUACCACGUGUGACUGAAAAUAUUUAAUAACUAAGAAAAUCUUGAUAACAAAGAUUGGAUCUGCCUGUUUUCAAGUCACUAACUCUAAACCACGUUGUUCCUGCCUGAUGGCGUUCCUAUUUCAAAAUGCAACUGCAACUGAAAACAGAGGGUUGUUUACGGCUUUCAGUCCUAAGAGAAGCAAUAUGAACAAAAAUACUACCUUUUCAAUCAGAAAGGUAGAACGAGUGGCUUCGGUCUAGCCUUAAUCAGAUGGCCAUCCUGCAUUUUAGAGGGGAGAUGUGUUUCAGGGACUGUUGUCUUUGUCUUCUGUUUUCCACAAACCUACACCCAUAUUCCUAAAGUAUCUUAAAAAAAGAAGUACUGGUUUGAUAAAAUGUUUACAGCUUAAUAAAUCCCCUUCAGUAGCCCCUGCAGAAAUCAUCAGUCACCAGUUCACAAGAAAAACGAAGGAAUGGUCAUAAUGGGAUCAGCAGAGGCCAUGAAAUCCCGAUUUUCAGGCCUUAGUAUGAGCCAAAACUGGAUGCUCUAAUUCACAUAAUGCAACCAAUGGAAUCAUUUUGCCUGGUUAAUGUGUGCAUCUUUAAUUUCUACACCCCAAUUUGUAAUGCAGGGUAUGUUUUAAAUGUUUAGUCUCAAAGACAACCUUUAUGGCACCAUGUGGGUUAUUUUCAGUGGAAAGCUCCUCUGGAGAACGCAUUAUACAGCUGUUUUCCCAAGCUCAGUACUGCUCCUCAUGGCGAGCAAACCGACCUAUAUGUGUAAAUUUGGUGUAGUGCCUCUUUAAAUGGUGACUGGGAUUCAAUGGGGUCACUGAAGGUGGAGGAAUUAAAGGGGAAUACCACUCAUUUUAACAACUGCCGUUAUCUGUGGUCUGUGACAGUCCAGUCUGCAUUUAAAUCACAUCCUCCAGAGGCAAGUCCAAGACUGGAGAGUCUCCAGCAUUUGUUUCUUACUGACAAAACAAAUAACUCAGCUCUUAUUAUUGCUUUUACAAAGCUGGAUUCUGUGUGCUUUUAGUCAUGAUGAAUCUAGCAUCUACUGCUAUGCCUACAGUAUUUAAUGCUGACCUCUGAGCUGAAUUUAACACCUUUUUUCUGAGAUGCAGCGUGAUCUGACCACUGACGCUGCACCAGUACUCUCUCAUUCCCAGACACUUUAUUAAUGUGGGUGCUAACAACGGGCUAUAUAGACUGACAUGAAGAUAGACCUAUUAUAUAAAGUAUCUUGAUUAUAUAGUAGUACAUACAAUGACUGUAUUUGCUCAGCCACAAUGGGAACUUUCUCAAAACUGGCUUGAUAAUCAGGUCAUAGUCAUCCGUUGAGUCAAAAAGUAGCACAGAUUUUCCGGACAACCAGGCUGCAUUUACACCGGAUCAGAAAAUCUGGAUUCUAACCCUAUGCGGCACAUCUGAUCAUUAUUGCUUGUCUGUAUAUUAACUGACGAAAAUUGGAGUCUUUGCAGAUUCCCACAUUUCAGACAGCUAAAGGAUGAUCCGAUCUGCGGCUUUGUGAAAUAUCUGGUACACCUGGUCUUCCGUGCCUGUGUAUUAAGUCUUAAAGCAAAUAGUAUUCACAUGUUUAAUCCAGUGUGACCCAGAUCUAAUAAGGUUUCAUAACUGGCUCAACACCAAAGAACUGAAAUCAAAUCUGUUUCACAUGGGGUUAAGUAUAGAGUUUUAUCUGUUCCUGUAAAUUCGGUCAAAUACAUGUAAAUACAGUAUUGUGCAAAAUAUCUAACAAGUAUUGUCUGACAGUUUGAUCAAAAAGUAUAUUAAGUAUUUAUUCCAAAUGCUAUAUUUUUUACCAUAUAUAGUAUACUUAUGUAUGCAUGGACAAAUAUUCCAGUGAUUCUGUUAAAGGGGAAUUUGGAUGAUUGGAAAUUACGCUGACGAGUGUUCCCUGAUAAUGUGAUUAUUCAGCUUAUCUUUGAUUGGUUGGAUGGUAUAGUACACGUGUGACUUGACAAGGUUUUGGACUGUGUUAUGUGAACUUUAAUGCUACCUUUGACAUUUGUUAGGGGGAAAAGAAGCAGAUCUGACACUGGCCUAAGCUACAAGGGCGAUGUUUCAUCUGGAAAAUGAAGCGUAUGUACACGACAGAGUCAAAUGUAAAAACCUGUACCUCUCUAAAGUAUUCCAUGUACAACAGGCUUAUAUGUUACAAACCAGAGAUCUACUUCUAAAUAAAUAAAUAUGAAGAUUUAAAAAUGA